Molecule: messenger RNA, 2154 nt
Organism: Labrus bergylta (ballan wrasse)
Lineage: Eukaryota; Metazoa; Chordata; Actinopteri; Labriformes; Labridae
Source: RefSeq, a predicted model, not a curated record
CUCUACCUGUCUAUACGUUUUGAAUAUCAUUUUUGAAAACUUCAAAAUUAUUUGGCGCUGCGUUAUCUGCCUUAUUUUCAUCACUUUUACACUGAAACUCUUACUAAGCCACAUUAAUCGAAUGCACAGCCGAAGCCCUGACUUCAAGUUGCUCUGUGGUUUUGACAGGUGUACAGAGGAAUAUCGAGUGUAUAACUCAUUCUAUCAUCAUGUCAAGAGAAGACACUCCCAAUAUCUUGUUGAAAGCACCAGACCAGCAGGUGGAACGAGGAAAGUCAAGGGACCGCCGCAGCAACAAGAUUCCAGCAUCAACAGUCAACAGCUCUGUACAGCUGACACAGAUGAAGGGCAAAUGGACAUUAACCAAGACAGAGCUGCCACAGUACAACCAGAUCUAACAACACAUGCCACUGCCUUUGUGAUAAAUGCAUGGGCCAAGCAUUGCCUCUCACAGAAAGGCCUGAAUGACAUUGUUGCUGGUGUGCAGCAGUACCAAUCAUCACUGAUGAGCAACCUCAGGAGCCAGAUAGAGCAGGUGCUGAAGAAGCAUUCGGGAAGCACAUCAGGACACCUUCAAAACGAAGUAAUGGAUGUUUUCGACAGUUUUGUUGACCCAUUCACAAGUGUUGUAACAACAUUUCGACAGAACAGUGUUAUGGAGAAGCAGUUAAGCUUUGUGGAUGCAGAGGAAAUUCUAUUUUCUCCAACUAUUCGCAAGAGGAAACAUGGAGCAUCAAAAGACUUUUUCAUUAAAGACAAAGUCUUUCAUUACAUUCCAUUGGUCAAAAGUCUAGAGCAAUUUUUAUCACACCCGAAGAUAUUUGCUAUGAUUGAAAAGGGUCCACAGAGGUGCAGGGAGGGUUUUUUUCAGGACAUUGUUGAUGGCUCCCUUUUAAAAUCACAUCCCUUAUUUUCAGAGAUACCAAAUGCAUUGCAGAUUGUUCUGUACACAGAUGAAAUAGAGGUCUGUAAUCCACUAGGAUCCUUUGCAUCAAAAAAUAAACUGUUGAUGGUGUACUACACCCUAGCAAACAUAAAUCCAAAAUACAGGUCUAAACUUGCUGCUAUUAGGUUACUUGCCAUGGCUAGAUCUGUAGACCUCUGUCAAUGUGGUGUAGAUGUAAUAUUGAACAGAAUCAAAGAAGAUAUGGAUGCAUUGUACAAUGGUGUUAAAAUGCAAACUAGUAAUGGACAGAAAACUAUUUAUGGUGCCAUCGUCUCUGUCUGUGGAGACACUCUGGCGCAGCAUGAACUGGCAAGGUUCAAGGAGGGUGUUGGCUUUGCCUACAGUAAAUGCAGACACUGUGAGUGUUCUUUUGAGGACAUGCAGUCACACUUCAAUGUAGAUGCAUUUACUAUAAGGAUUUUAGAGAGGCAUAUCAGACAGACUAAUGAAAUAGAAAAGGCAGAUGCUUCGCAACAGCCUGAGAACAACAUAUGGGAUCAAUCGAAGGAGCAAAUCAGUUGAAUUCUUUGCUUUUGACAUUAUACAACAAACUCCACAAGACAUUAUGCAUGUAAUUCUGGAGGGUACAGCUCCUUUGGAAAUCAAGAGUGUGUUACAUCAUCUUGUUCAGUCAGGACUGAUAGAUCUGGACUCUGAAUUUCCCUUAUUCCCCUCUGGAUGUUAGAGAUCGGCCAUCCCCAAUUUCACUGAGUACAUUAAUGUCAGGUGAUGGUAAAUUAAAACAGUCAUCUGGGCAAAUUCUUGUCCUGCUAAGGAUAUUACCAUUUGUUUUGGAGAGUGUAGAAGACAAUGCAUAUGUACAUCUGAUACAUGAUCUAAUAGAGAUUGUGCACAUAGUGUUUGCACCUGUUCUGACCAUUGCAACUGUUUCUAGAUUGAAGUCACUAAUUGAAGUCACAAUAUUACACCUAAACAGCAUUAUCUGAUACAUUUGCCGUCACAGAUAAGAUCAUUGGGUCCAAUGGUUAGACAUAUGUGUAUGCGGUUUGAAUCUAAACAUUGCCUCUUUAAACAAUGGGCUUAAAGCUCAAUUUUAAGAACAUUUGCAAGUCUUUGGUUAAUCAGAAUCAAAUAUAUGAAAGCUGCCAAAAUGUUGACCCUUCAAUACAUCCAAUCUUUUCAAAUGAAAGGGAGAUGGGACCUGUGUCUGAGGUUAAAGCUCUACAGUAUUUACAAGGAAAACUGAG